GUAAGUGUAAAUCAAAACUAUGUGUUCUUUAUUACUCUCCAUGGUCUCAUAGUUACUUGACUGUUGAGCUUGCAGUUUCUGUACAUUCAAAUCUUGGUUCUAUUGUUCCAAUCUUAUCAUCUAACGUCUUUGAAGGAGUAGCUUGUACUUUGAUGCCAAUCUGCUAGUACUUUACCACUAGCAGUUAAUGAAUGUUGGCUGGCUGGCUGCCAUUAUCAUGCGAUUUACCCAAAUAUGUGAAAAAAAUUGUGCAGGGUCAAAGCAUCAGUCGCAUCAAGAUUACAUGGAUAAGGCUGAUAGAGCACGGAAGGCAAGACUUUCAUCUGGUUCUUCUGCUAGCUAAUCUUAGCAAAACCUCAAAAAACCCUUCCGAUGGGUAUAAGCACUUGUUCUUUGCAUAGCACAAUAGUUAAGUCGUUUUGACUGAGACAAGAGUCAGCUAUUAGUCGAGGUUUCUUCACUGCGGCUACUCCGGUUGUUUUCGUUUCAGCUGGCUGUCAGCAGAUCAGGGAAUAAAGCAUACAUUAUUUUGUUUUGGUGUGCAAUGCUACCACCACCUGAAAAUGGAGAAAUGGAGAUUUCAUGUUUAGGCCACUGUAUGUGGACCAUUCUUCUGCAGUGUAACCAGCAGCUGAAAAGUUCCUCUAGGUUCUUCAAAUAACCAGAGUUUAGUCUCGGCCAACAGAAUUGGCUGCUUGCAAUUACUUGUAGCGAUUUUGGAUUCUCGUACGAGAAUGUCUGAUGUACGUUGAACCAGACUGUAUUUGACGAUUCAGAGAAAGUUUGGCUAGGAUGCCCGUGGGUUCAUUGUCAUCCGAGCUCGAAAGUAAGGGAAAGGAAACGUCGUAGGAAGCAUCAUAGCCAUAGUCCAUAGAAUAUAGACACUUUGAGCUUGAGAAAAAAAGCUUCUUUAUUCGCCUUAGGCUAUGAGGAGGGACCACGAGGUAGAAGGUAAAAGAAGGCAAGAGGUAGAAGGGCCAGUGUUAAGGGCGAGUCUUACGCCGGGCGAAGGUUUAGAAAUGUGAGCCCGAAGGUUUAGAAUAUGUUCGACCGUAGGGAGAAAGAAAAUGAAUAAGAAAAACUUUAGCAGAAGGAAAGAGUAUUCUACGGGGAUAAGGGACCCCCAGGCUUUCUGAAAAUAAAAGAAAAGAAAGAAGAUCCUCCCAUGUAGUUCGUCGGUUAAACCAACGAUUCUCUACCUAAAUUUAUAGUAAUAGAGAGAUCUUUUUCUAGUUAAAUGCGACUUGCAUUUGAACUUCAAAGAUCAUAUACAUUUUGCAAGAUCCACAUCAAAUCUGAAAUGCUGAUUGUGAAGUGGGCACAAAAAAGCCAUCAAAAUUCAAAUGAGAAAGGAUCAAAGGAUACAAAGAGAAAAAGAAAAGGCACAGAUCCCCUAAUCAUGAAGGUUUGGGCUUUUUGGAGGAGCAAUGCCGUUUCAACUUUAAAACAAAGGGAGGGCAUACUGGUCCUUUCAAUUCAAACUAGGCCUUCUUCCCCGUCUCUGAAUCCUUUAAACGUCGCCGUCAGCAGUUCUCUUCUCACUGCCUCGGCGAAGUGGUUGUCGCGCGCUUAGCCGCAGAAAGAAGGAGAAGCGGAGAAACCAGUUACACCGGGCGACUUAUUCAGUCACAGAUCCAGAGAGAGAGAGAGAGAGAGAGAGAGAGAGAGGGAGAGAGAUUCGGGAAGGAAGAGAGGUUAUGAAACCCUAGGCUUGGUUUUGAAAAAUGGUGGGAACGUCACUGGCUGGAGUGCAAGAUCACUUGAAAUUAGCAAGGGAGUACGCUCUUGAAGGCCUCUACGACACUGCCAUUAUUUUCUUCGAUGGCGCCAUUGCUCAGAUCAACAAGCACCUAAACACACUUGAUGACCCCUUAGUUCGUACGAAAUGGAUGAAUGUCAAGAAGGCCAUUUCAGAGGAGGCAGAAGUUGUGAAGCAGUUAGAUGUUGAAAGAAGAUCAUUUAAGGAAGCUCCUGCCACACGCCGUCCUGCCUCCCCACCAAUCAAUACUAAAUCAUCAUUUGUCUUCCAACCUUUAGAUGAGUAUCCAACCUCUUCUGGUGCUUCUAUGGAUGAUCCUGAUGUGUGGAGGCCACCAAGUCGGGACAAUUCAACUAGGAGACCAGGAAGGGCUGGCCAAGUGGGGAUGAGGAAAUCACCUCAAGAUGGAGCUUGGGCACGUGGGGCUUCAACUAGAACAGGACCAGCUGGCCGUGGUGGAAAGAUUACAGCUUCAAGCAAGGUGAAUACCGGUGUCCGCCCAUCAACUGCUGGAAAGAAGACCACUGCAGCUGCUGGAAAGUCUGGCAAGGCAGAUUCAGUUAUUGAGGAUGUUGAAGAUGGAAAAUCUAAGAAGGCCCAAUACGAAGGGCCAGAUGGAGACUUGGCUGCAAUGCUUGAAAGGGAUGUCUUAGAAACAACCCCUGGGGUGAGAUGGGAUGAUGUCGCUGGACUGAGUGAAGCAAAAAGACUUCUGGAAGAAGCUGUGGUCCUUCCUUUAUGGAUGCCUGAAUAUUUCCAGGGCAUUAGAAGACCAUGGAAAGGUGUCCUUAUGUUUGGUCCUCCUGGUACGGGAAAGACUCUACUCGCCAAAGCUGUUGCUACUGAGUGUGGUACAACAUUUUUUAAUGUUUCAUCUGCCACCUUGGCUUCUAAAUGGCGGGGUGAGAGUGAGCGUAUGGUUCGAUGCUUGUUUGACCUUGCACGUGCAUAUGCACCAAGCACCAUCUUUAUUGAUGAGAUUGAUUCUUUGUGCAAUUCCAGAGGUGCUUCAGGGGAACACGAGUCAUCAAGAAGAGUCAAGUCUGAACUUCUAGUUCAAGUUGAUGGUGUAAGCAACAGUGCCACUAAUGAAGAUGGAACCAGGAAAUUAGUGAUGGUCCUGGCAGCUACUAAUUUUCCAUGGGACAUCGACGAAGCUCUGAGGCGGAGAUUGGAAAAGCGUAUUUAUAUUCCACUUCCAAAUUUUGAAAGUCGCAGGGAGCUUAUUAAGAUAAACUUAAAAACCGUGGAGGUAUGUUCUGUCAAAUCCAAUAUUCUUAUAAUUGAUUUUUUCUGUUUGAUUUUGUGCGUGUUUUGCAUCAUACUUUCAACCAGUUUGUGGAAAAAUUAGCUGAAGCCAUGACAUCUGAAUUCAGUUAAACCCAGAUGAGAGAUAAUCAUGAAUAUCGAUCUAUCUAGGAAGGAAUGUAGUGAAUGACAUGAAACUAAAGAAAACCAAAGCUGAGGGGAAUGCAAUUUUGGUGACAUCAAUGGACUUCCAACAGGAGAAUUUUCAUUUCAAUUCUCAAAGAGAAUCUAGUUCUAGUCCUGUGAGAUAGUGGACCUAGCUGGAAUUUCAAGUAGAUGUAAUAUUUGGGAACUGUAGGCUUCUUGAAUCAUAGGCCUGAACACAAAGCACACUUUGUCUCCCUAGCAAUCGAAUCAUGGGCUCUGGAUAGGUCGGGUGCUCAUUUCCCACCUCUUCCUAUAAAUGAUAAGAAAUAAGUAAAUAAAUGAAAACUAGAAAACAGA
Messenger RNA from Linum trigynum, 3511 nucleotides. Lineage: Eukaryota; Viridiplantae; Streptophyta; Magnoliopsida; Malpighiales; Linaceae. The record is from the annotation of a GenBank genome assembly.